AUGGCUCAGAAAGGAAAUCGGAUGGAUUCAAGAAGAAUCUCUUGUUCUAUUUGUUUGGAUCUACUGAAGGAUCCGGUAACUACUCCCUGUGGACACAGCUACUGCAUGGACUGUAUUAAAGACUUCUGGGAUGGAAAAGAUCAGAGGGGAGUCUACAGCUGCCCUCAGUGCAGGAAAGAGUUCAUACGAAGGCCUGAACUGCAGAAGAACUUCAUGCUAGCAGAGUUGGUGGAAGAUCUGAAGACGACUGGACUGCAAGCUGCUCCAGCUGAUCACUGCUAUGCUGGACCUGGAGAUGUGGCCUGUGAUGUCUGCACUGGGAGGAAGAGGAAAGCUGUCAAGUCCUGUUUGGUCUGUAUGGUUACUUACUGUGAGAAUCACCUCCAACCUCACUAUGAUGUUUCAGGACUGAAGAAACACAACCUGGUGGAUCAGAAGCAGAAGAAGCUCCAGAAGAGUCGACAACAAAUCCAUCAGAGAAUCCAGGACCAAGAGAAAGAUGUGAAGCUGCUUAAAAAAGAGUUUAAGGCCAUCAACGUCUCUGCUGAUAAAGCAGUGGAGGACAGUGAGGAGAUCUUCACUAAGCUGAUCCGUCUCCUCUUGAAAAGAAGCUCUGAGGUGAAGCAGCAGAUCAGAUCCCAGCAGGAAACUGAAGUGAGUCGAGUCAAAGAUGUUCAGGAGAAGCUGGAGCAGGAGAUCAGUGAGCUGAAGAGGAAAGACGCUGAGCUGGAGCAGCUCUCACACACAGAGGAUCACACCCAGUUUCUCCUCAACUACYCCUCACUGCCAGCACUCAGUGAGUCGACACACUCAUCCAGCAUCAACAUCCGUCCUCUGAGACACUUUGAGGACGUGACAGCAGCUGUGUCAGAGAUUACAUAUUUACUGGAGGACGUCCUGAAUGACCCAUGGAGAAACGUCUCACUGGCAGUCAUUGAUGUGGAUGUUCUACUGUCAGAACCAGAACCAAAGACAAGAGAUGAGUUCCUAAAAUACUCUAAAGAGAUCACUCUGGAUACAAACACAGCAAACCAGAACUUGGCUUUAUGUUAUGGGAACAGAAAAGUAACAUACACUUUUGAUGAGCUCUCUUAUCCUCAUCAUCCAGACAGAUUCACUGAAUAUAAACAGGUUCUGAGCAGAGAGAGUCUUACUGGACGUUGUUACUGGGAGGUGGAGUGGAGAGGAAAAUUAAUUUAUAUAGCAGUUUCAUACAAGAUCAGCAGAAAAAGAUGGUCAGAAGAAUGUCAAUUUGGAUCCAAUGACAAAUCUUGGUCAUUAUGCUGUGGGAGGAAAAGUUACACAUUUCAUCACAACAACAUUAAAACUCCAGUAUCAGGUCCAGUUUCCUCCAGAAUAGGAGUGUAUCUGGACCUCAGAGAAGGUAUUCUAUGUUUCUACAGCGUCUCUGGUACCAUGACUCUCCUCCACAGCAUUCAGACCACAUUCACUCAGCCUCUGUAUGCUGGAGUUUGGUUUGAUCCCACAUUGUUCUCUUCCUCACAAUGUUUUUCUGAGUUCAUUCAGCUGAAACAGUCAUCACUGAGUUGA
Messenger RNA from Poecilia reticulata (guppy), 1551 nucleotides. The record is from RefSeq and is a predicted model, not a curated record. Lineage: Eukaryota; Metazoa; Chordata; Actinopteri; Cyprinodontiformes; Poeciliidae.